UUGAGAGAGGGAAGACGUAAUGGUUUGAUUCCCUGUGCACUUGCAAUGGUCGUCGUUCUGACAUUACUCGGCAAAUUCUUUAACCGGGAGGUUAAAUGAAGGCAGGGGCAUCGUCCAUGUGGGCGUCAUGCUGUGGGCUGCUGAACGAGGUGAUGGGCACGGGCACGGUGCGGGCGCAGCAGCCGGGGUUCGGAGCCGGGGCCGGGCCCUUCCGCUUCGCCCCCAGCGCUGGGUACUCCACCUACCCCCCCACCGCCUCAGGGAGCGCCGGACAGCUGUGCAAAGCCUGCGGACUGGCCUUCUCCGUCUUCAGACGCAAGCACAUCUGCUGUGACUGCAAGAAGAGUUUCUGCGCCCUGUGCUCGGUGCUGCAGGAGGAGCUGCGCUGCUGCUCCACCUGCCACCUGCUCCGCAGCACCGCCUUCCAGAGGCCGCGGCUCAUGCAGCUCCGCGUCAAAGACCUACGGCAGUACCUGCUGCUGCGCAACAUCUCCACAGACACCUGCAGGGAGAAAGAGGACCUGGUGGACCUGGUGCUGUGUCAUCAGGGGACGAGAGAAACCUCCACACCGGGGGAGGGGGAGGGAGAGGACGAGGAGGAGGAGGAUGAGGAGGAGGAGGACGAGGAGGACACACAUGAGGAUGACGCAGAGGAGGAUGAGGAGGAAGACGAAGGGGAGGAGGACACAGACAGUCUGCACUCGCUCCCCCACUCGCGGCCCACCUCCCCCCCCUCCGCCACACGCUCCGCCUCCGAACAGUCGGCCCUCUCCGCCUCUCAGGGAGACGUCCUCAGCCCCAGUGACAGCUCAGGGACCAGCCAGGUGAGAGUGGUUGCAUAUCCUCCACCUCUCUGCAACAGUGGAGUUGGAGAUGGUGUCAAAGCUCAGCUGGCGGCUGAUGAUAACUUGUGUCGCAUCUGCAUGGAUGCCAUCAUCGACUGCGUGCUGCUGGAAUGUGGUCACAUGGUAACCUGCACCAAAUGUGGAAAGAGGAUGAGCGAGUGCCCCAUCUGCAGGCAGUAUGUAGUGCGGGCCGUGCACGUCUUCAAGUCUUAAAACUCUGUGUGUGAGCGUCGGAGCAGCCCUCAGGCGUGCACGCGCCAGAACCCUGAAUUUCUCCCUGAGGAUGAACUGCUGUGCAUGACGCCUCGCAGGGCCUAAAGCUGCACGGGCGCCGGCAACUCCCCGGUGUUUGAAACCAGACUGGUGCCUCUGGCCUUCCUCGGUUUGUUUUUCCCCUCCUUACUAACUCAUGUUCCAGACCCACUUCUCCUCCUGGCGGACCGUCAUCAGCUGCACCGGGACACUCACUCUUUCUCUCUUUGGUCUGUUAAACACACAGUGGAAAGCCCUGCCAUCACGUUCUGCUCUCUAUUGGCUGUUGUUAGAUUUUACUCACAGGAGAGGAGAGAAAGGGGAGGAGAGGAGGGGGUCCCACAGAUACUUGAAGCGGAUCGGAUUGUUGUGUGCGGUGAAGAGGAGCAGAAAAA
This is a messenger RNA of Notothenia coriiceps (black rockcod), 1492 nucleotides long. It is a transcript of the gene rnf34b, whose product is annotated as ring finger protein 34b. The coding region runs from base 96 to 1058 and encodes 320 amino acids. Gene Ontology annotation, molecular function: ubiquitin protein ligase activity. The transcript has 5 exons. Gene Ontology annotation, cellular component: cytoplasm; plasma membrane. Lineage: Eukaryota; Metazoa; Chordata; Actinopteri; Perciformes; Nototheniidae. The record is from RefSeq and is a predicted model, not a curated record. Gene Ontology annotation, biological process: proteasome-mediated ubiquitin-dependent protein catabolic process; negative regulation of extrinsic apoptotic signaling pathway via death domain receptors; protein K48-linked ubiquitination.